UAAAAGCAGAGGAGCGUUAAUAACAUCAGCGAAGUUUGCCUUCUGAAUUUAUUUAAAAGAGUCGGGGGAGCAGACGCAAUGAAUCAUUUGUGCCAAGCAAAUGUUGGGAAGUUUAAUAGAGGCACCGUCAUCGUGUUCGUCUUCGCUAUUGGCUCGUUAGUUAAUUUUUGGGUUGGCAAUGGACGCUAGUGAAGAGCGCAGUAACGUGGCGUGUAUUAAAUAAAACAUUAAAAUCAUUUUCUACUAGCUUGAUUUGUUUUGCUUAAUUAUGUAUAAUGUGAUUUGCUAGCAUUCAAAUAAUUUGCAAGAGUUUUUAGUGCAGCUCCAAUCGAUUCCUUUCAUAUAAAAGUCUGUGAAAAAUGCCUAUAGUAAAAGUGCACGUACGAUGGGCAGAUAAAGAGAAUAAAAGUACGAAAAAAGAAACAAAAAUACAAUUGAAACAUAUACGAAACAAGUGUAAUGAAAUGUGCAUUAACAUAUAAUUAACUAAAAACACAUAGACAUACAUAAAUGAUAUAAAUUUAUAUACGUACGUAGUGAGAAUGAGGGUUCGGAAUCAACAAGAUAAUCCCCAAUUAUGUAAAUUGACUGAAAAUUGGAAUGUUGAAGAUAUUUUAAAGUCCAUUCCUUAUGGUAUUGUUUAAACAAAAAAAUUCCAAAUACCGUCCCUUCUUAUCAAAAUUAGUGUGCCUUUUAAGUGAAAACAAACCGAGAACUCCAACCAUCUCUUAAUAUCACCAUACCUGCAUCUUGCGAAAUCUCUAUGAAAAUAUUUAUGUAGAAAAUUUAUACGAAUUGACGCUUUGCUAUACGUAUUUCCCAAAUACACAAAGAAACGUAAACUUGUUUGGGAAACCGAAUUUACACAACAAAACACCUCAAAGAUGUCGUCACUAAAGGUUGCUGUUCGUGUUCGCCCCUUCAAUACGCGUGAAAUCGAUAUGGAUGCUCAACUUAUCAUGCAAAUGGAGGGCAAAAAGACGCGUCUCCUGAAACCGAAACUGCAAUCCAUCCGCGAUGUUGGACGAGACAAUCAUCAUGACUUCACAUUUGACUACUCUUACUGGUCAUUUGAUGAGCAUGACAGUCACUUUGCAACCCAAGAAGAAGUUUACAAAGAUCUGGGCACCGAUGUCAUCGAUUGCGCUUACGAAGGCUACAAUGCAUGUGUUUUUGCCUAUGGCCAAACUGGUUCGGGCAAAACGUUCACAAUGAUGGGCACGUCUGAUAAUCCGGGCUUGAUACCGCGCAUAUGUCAAGAGUUGUUUGCGCGCAUGCGUGUCGGCCAGGAGUCGGGUACAGGCUAUAAGACACAUGCCAGCUACUUGGAGAUUUAUAAUGAACGUGUCAAGGAUCUACUGGGACCGCAUAACGUGGGGCAUGGGUUGCGCGUACGUGAACAUCGCACUUUGGGGCCGUACGUCGAAAAUCUCUCUCAACAUGCGGUUUCGAAUUUCGAAGAAAUUCAGGAAUGUAUUGCGCGUGGAAAUAUUCAACGGACCACAGCCAGCACGAACAUGAACGAUACCAGCAGUCGCAGUCAUGCUAUUUUCACGAUAACUUUUGUCCAAGCUGUGUUUAUGAAUGACAUGCCGAGUGAAACCGUUUCCAAAAUCCAUUUGGUGGACUUGGCAGGAAGUGAGCGUGCGAAUGCUACUGGCGCAACUGGUCAACGCCUCAAAGAAGGCGCCCAUAUCAAUAAAUCCCUAGUGACGUUGGGUAGUGUAAUCUCUGCUUUGGCAGAGCAAACAAGUACCACUACUGCAACACUGGGCAGCAGUCCUGUUGGCACAACCAAGCGAAUUCUCUACAUUCCGUACCGUGAUUCCAUACUUACGUGGCUGUUGAAGGACAGUUUAGGUGGUAACAGCAAGACAAUCAUGAUCGCCGCACUCUCGCCAGCUGAUUGCAAUUACAGCGAAACACUGAGCACAUUGCGGUAUGCCAAUCGUGCGAAGAAUAUAAUCAACAAACCAACAAUUAACGAGGAUUCAAAUGUCAAACUGAUACGUGAAUUGCGCGAAGAGAUCACCAAACUAAAAUCCAUGCUCCAUGGUGAUAUUAUCACUAUGCAGCCGUCGUUGAAAGUGUUAGAAGAUCUGCAAAAGAAAGAAGCUCAAGAAAAAGUUUUAACCGAAGAGUGGACUGAAAAAUGGAAGGAGGCACAAUCCAUUCUGCAGGAACAGAAAAGUUUGGGCUUGCGAAAAUCAGGUCUUGGUGUCGUUUUGGACUCGGAAAUGCCCCAUCUCAUUGGUAUUCAUAAUGAUGUAACGACGGGUGUAACACUAUAUAGCUUAAAGGAGGGCGAGACACUAAUCGGGACUGAGGACUCCAAUACAACACAGGAUAUUGAACUUAUUGGCGAUGGCAUACGUCCGCAACAUUGCAGAAUAGUUUUGCAAGAGGGUAUCGUAACUUUACAUCCCUAUCCGGGCGCACAAUGUUGGCUUAAUGCUCAUCUUAUCGAUGAGCCAACUCAUAUAUCACAAGGCGACAUUAUCUUGCUGGGUCGCACGAAUAUCUUUCGUUUCAACAAUCCUGCCGAAGCAGCCAAAUUGCGUAAAGAUCUUAGUCGCUCGCAAGUGGAUAUGUCUCGUUUAUCGUUGAUAACAUCAUCACGCGAAAAUUUGCUAACUUCAAGCUUCUACUCGGAAGAGGAUUCCAUGAACGGUAGCAUGACCACAUCACCGUUUAAGCGGCCCGAACGUCAAUACUAUCCAACAAAGCCGACAUCUAGAGAUGAUCCAGAAUUGCAAGAUGAAAAUCGUAAAAUACUCGAAACUAUAGAAAAUGCUUUAAAACAGCUGAAUAUUGAGCGCGUGCAGAUGCAUGAUCAGUAUAAAUCGAAAGUACGAAAACUGACAGAUGAGCUCAAGCGCUUAGAAAUCGAGGAAAUGGAUAAGUUAGAUAUAUUGCGCUGCCAAGAGCAAGAGCUGCUUGCCAGAAGAGACAUGCUACUCUGGGAGAAAAACAAUGAAAAAGUGCAGAUUGAUAUCGUCUGUAGACAAAUUUCAGCAUUUCAAACUCAGCUCGAUUCUAAGAAACGAGAUUUUUCUGAAUAUGUUGCAAAAGAAUUACAAGAAUUGGAAGACUGUGGCAAAUUAGAUGAGAUUGGCAUUAAAAUUGAAGAGUUCACCCCCUUAUCGGAUCAGUUGUUGCUACAAGUUGCGGAUUCCUUAGACCUGUUUGCAUCACAAUUUAUUAAGGACACAAUUAAAAGAAAUAAUGACGAGAUUCGUAAACUGGACGAGAAAAUCACGGAAAAAGAGAACAUUUUGAAUGUCAGUACAAAGCGAAUUGCUCAAGUGGAUGAGAAAAUUUUACAGAUACAACAACAAUUGGAGAAGCUACAGCAAGAACGCAAGCAGAAUGAAGCAAACCCAGGUUCAUUGCGGCAGAAAAAACUCGAAAUGAAUUUGAACUUAGCUAAAACAACUUCCCCCAACUUGGAUGAUUCAAAUGAAACAUGUGAUACCUACCACACAGCACAAUCGGAUAUUUCACUGGGUUCGCCCACAAUUGCUGACGAUCAGAUUACACCUCUUAGUACGCUCUCGGCGACAUCAGCAGACUUAGACGACACAAGUACCACGGAAAGGGGCAUAUCUUCCAGUAUAUCAAAUAACAGUAAUCUAUCAGACAUUGGAGAGGUGACUAAUAGCAAUCUAACACCAAACCCAGCAUCCCCAAAAGCUGUAAUGAGCGAUAGCGGAGUAUACUUGGAUCCUGUUAGAACAACGCAACAACAAGCUAAUUACAAUGGAUUCUCCCAGGGUAGAGGCAAAGAUAAUAAUAAUAGGUUCUGUGAAGGAUCCGGGUUAGCCUGUGGAAAUUCCGUUUCCAAUGGUGCUGGUGUGCGAACAUCCGAUGAGGAUAGCGCAUCGUGCUCCUCGUGCGAAAUGGGUCGCAAUUCAGAUAUACCACGCCCAUAUUGCUCCAUGCAUGCACUGAGACGUAAAAUUGCCAACCAAAAGGCCUUGAUUAUGAAAAAUCUUGAAAUGAGUGUGAGCAAGGCAGAGCUGGAUAAGCAGAUUGUAGAACUGCAAGAACUCCAGCGUAGACUUAUUGCCAUGGAAAAGGAGUUGGUCGAAUCGGUAGGUGAUUGUUUUGCUGAAAGUGAUGAAUGCAGUACAUGCAUGCGAGGCGAUAACAAUGUAAACUACGAGCUAAGUCCGAACGAUUGUUUGGAUGAAUCCACCUACGUGUCCAGUAUGACACGCUCCUGCCCUUCCAUGAGAGAUUUCCCCGAAGCAGAGCAUUUCAUUACUGUACCCAGCUUUGUGAUACGCGGUGCAGGAAAACAAACGCACUAUGAAUAUGAAGUGCGCAUCGCGCUUCCCGAUGGAAAGUUAAACAUCUUAAGACGCUACAGCAGAUUUAGGGAAUUACAUUUGAGUAUGAAGCAUUGCUACGGAGCAAAGAUAAGCGCUCUACCGUUUCCACGUCGAGAAAUCUUCUCUUCCAACAGUGAAUCGGUGGCAAAACAUCGCAGACGACUGCUUGAGCUUUAUUUGCGCCGCUUGUUUGUGGUCUGCACGAAAAUACCACAGUGUCCUAUAUAUGAGGGACCCGGCGGGCCGGGCCUCACCCGAGCUACACUUUCUCAGCUCUCGCCUUUUUUCAAGAAAGGUUUGUUCGAGAACGGCAAGCACGGGACGGGAUAAUAAUUACUCUACUGCUAAAUUACAUCCUGCCUAUAUUAUGCCUUUUAGUUUAUUUUUACUAUUUAUUAAGUUAUGUUUACUGUGCAAAGUGAUGAUAUGUCGCAAUUCAAUUUUGAAAUAAUCAAUCUAUAAAUAAUCGAAUACGUUCCUAGAUUUCUGUUUUGCAAAUAUUAUAUUAUUGUGCUUAGUGAAAUUUCGGUGGAGGUCAACUCUGAAGUAUGCUUAAUCAAAUUUUAGAAUGUAUAGUAAAACUGCAUACAAAAUGAAAAACCUUGUAUUUAUCAUCAAAUGUAAAAUAUAAGUUUUAAUAGGCAAUUGUUUGAAAUAGAAAAUGUAUUUGUGUAAA
Molecule: messenger RNA, 5010 nt
Organism: Anastrepha obliqua
Lineage: Eukaryota; Metazoa; Arthropoda; Insecta; Diptera; Tephritidae
Gene: Klp98A
Product: kinesin-like protein Klp98A
Exons: 14
Coding region: 885-4664 (1259 amino acids)
Biological process (GO): microtubule-based movement
Molecular function (GO): microtubule binding; microtubule motor activity; phosphatidylinositol binding
Source: RefSeq, a predicted model, not a curated record